Molecule: messenger RNA, 2782 nt
Organism: Centropristis striata (black sea bass)
Lineage: Eukaryota; Metazoa; Chordata; Actinopteri; Perciformes; Serranidae
Gene: stk24b
Product: serine/threonine kinase 24b (STE20 homolog, yeast)
Exons: 11
Coding region: 617-1948 (443 amino acids)
Biological process (GO): protein phosphorylation
Molecular function (GO): protein kinase activity; ATP binding
Source: RefSeq, a predicted model, not a curated record
GAGUCCGGGACCGAAGUGAGGGAGGAACCAGAACCCGCGGCGGACCGUCUGACCCAGCAGAGCCGCUCCCAGCCGCCCUCCGCCGGGCCCGAGCCCGCCGGAUCACCGCCGGAUCCCCGCGGGGUGCUCCGCUCCUUUCUGCCUCCCGAGCCGCGGGGCGCCGGACGCGGGCAUGCGGACGCGUCGUGCCCGAGCAGCGCGCUCCCUCUCCGUUCGUCAGGUCGGCUAGCCCGCUAGCGGCUAACAUGUUAGCUCGCUGACAUCAGCCGUUAGCGAGCCGAGACGCGCCCGCAAAGGUCGUUUUCACACCGAUAGUUGCUCUUUAACUGUGGGGACUAGAACCAGGACCGGCGGCGGAGCCCCCCGGAGCCUGGAGACCCGGUUCCCCGCAGCAGCUAGCGCCUAGCUCGCUGUUAGCAUUAGCCAGCCUGUUAGCCUGCUGCUAGCAUUAGCCACUAUUAGCUUGAUCAGCUGUUUUUAAAGGCUUCCAGCUCCAGUUUAGUGUCUGAUAAACGGACCUGAGGAGGGUCAGCAGCAGCCUGAGCAGCUCCCGGAGCCUGGAGCACCUCCCCCGGGACCACAAGGAGCAGACAAGCCGAGCAGGAGGCUCCUCAUCAUGGCCCACUCCCCCGUCCAGGGACACCUGCCCGGCAUGCAGAACACGAAGGCGGACCCCGAGGAGCUGUUCACCAAGCUGGAGCGGAUCGGGAAAGGUUCCUUCGGAGAAGUCUUCAAAGGGAUCGACAACCGGACGCAGAAGGUGGUGGCCAUCAAGAUCAUCGACCUGGAGGAGGCGGAGGACGAGAUAGAAGACAUCCAGCAGGAGAUCACCGUGCUCAGCCAGUGUGACAGCCCCUUCGUCACCAAGUACUACGGAUCAUACCUCAAGGACACCAAGUUGUGGAUCAUCAUGGAGUAUCUGGGAGGAGGCUCAGCCUUGGACCUGAUGGAGCCUGGAGCUCUGGAUGAGACUCAGAUCGCCACCAUCCUCAGAGAGAUCCUCAAAGGUCUGGAGUACCUGCACUCAGAGAAGAAGAUCCACCGGGACAUCAAAGCUGCCAACGUGCUGCUGUCGGAGCAGGGCGAGGUGAAGCUGGCUGACUUCGGCGUGGCGGGUCAGCUGACCGACACGCAGAUCAAACGCAACACCUUCGUAGGGACGCCGUUCUGGAUGGCGCCCGAGGUCAUCAAGCAGUCCGCCUACGACUCAAAGGCUGAUAUCUGGUCUCUGGGCAUCACGGCCAUCGAGCUGGCUAAAGGAGAGCCUCCUCACUCGGAGCUUCACCCCAUGAAGGUUUUAUUCCUCAUCCCAAAGAACAACCCUCCCACGCUGGAGGGCAGCUACAGCAAGCCGCUCAAGGAGUUCGUGGAGGCGUGUCUCAACAAGGAGCCCAGCUUCAGGCCGACAGCCAAGGAGCUGCUGAAGCACAAGCUGAUCGUGCGUCACGCUAAGAAGACGUCCUACCUGACGGAGCUGGUGGACAAAUACAAGAGAUGGAAGGCUGAACAGACCAGAACCACCGAGUCCAGCUCCGACGAGUCAGACUCGGAGCAGGACGGCCAGGCGUCAGGAGGAAACGACUUCGGCUCUGACGACUGGAUCUUCACCAUCAGAGAGAAGGACCCCAAGAAGCUGCAGAACGGGGAGGAGGGCCACUCAGGGGCCACACACCAGACUAAAGACAUUCCAAAGAGGCCUUAUUCACAGAGCCUGGACACAGUCAUCUCUCCUGCUCUAGCUGAGCUGAAGGCGAGGCAGGAGCAGGUGAACGGGAACCCUCUGGUGCUGGAUGACCUGAGGGAGGCCAUCCUGCAGGCGGAGGAGUCCUUCCCCGGGAUCUCAGACUCUCUGGUGGCCCACAUGGUGCACCGGCUGCAGAGCUUCUCCACUAGCAGGACCUCCUCCUCCUCCUCCUCCUCCUCCUCCUCCUCCUCCUCCUCCCCCUAGACCGGCUCGGAGCCCACCCUGCUCUCCCGGCCCCCCCAGAGCUCCAGAGGUCAGGGGUCAGCCAUCCUGAGGGGGGGGGGGGCACUGACCUCCUCAGACAGGAGACCACAGAGACUCAGAGACUCCUUUCAGACAGAGUCCAGGGGGGCAGGACCCACAGACUCUAAGACCCCCCCCCCCCCCUCCCCUCCCCCCCGACUGACUGACAGCAUGCUAGACCAACCUGCAGGGAAAUACCUGUGUGUGUGUGUGUGUGUGUGUGUGUGUGUGUGUGUGUGUGUGUGUGUGUGUGUGUGUCCCUGUGAGGCAGACUGCAGCAUCUUAAUGAACCUCAGGUAAAGUGCUUUAAGUGGUGGAGGGCCAGAGGGGGCGGAGCCUCCAGAGGGGGCGGAGCCACGCUGUACAUGAACAAUCACUGUGUACUCGACGGUUCAGGAGACUUUUGUAGAUAUGAUGAUGAUGUUCAAAAGAAAAGUCCAUAUUUAAAGAUUUCAACUCCGACAGAGAGAACAGAAAUGCCUUGCCUUCUCCACAAACACACCACCAUCAUCAUCAUCAUCAUCACCAUCACCAUGUGUCCGUUUCAUUUCAGUCACUAAUGAUCUAAAGUUAGAGGAGAAACUGUUGAUGAUUUAUUGUUUUAGACCUCAGAGAGUUUCAUUCUGGUGGUCAAAGAGACUCAAACCGUUACUGAGGACGCUGCAACGUAGAGAUCAUCAUAUCAAGUAUUAUUUAGUUCCUCGCUCGGCUUCAGAGGCCAAAGGCAAGCACGCCAACGAGCUGCUGCACGCCAAGCUAGCUGCUGCACAGCUAGCUGCUGCACGCCAAGCUAGC